Molecule: messenger RNA, 1491 nt
Organism: Phaedon cochleariae (mustard beetle)
Lineage: Eukaryota; Metazoa; Arthropoda; Insecta; Coleoptera; Chrysomelidae
Source: the annotation of a GenBank genome assembly
AAUAAUCAUUCCAUUCUACAUUCUUGACUUGACAAUUAUUAUGACAUUUAUCGUGAAUGCCGAUUGCCGCUUGCGAUUUUGAUUUCAAAUUUGGAAUAAACUGCUACCUAUUUUUGGAUAAUCUGGAAAAUGGAUGUAGGAGAUACACAGAGAGAUGAAAAUGAUAUCGAUGAAUAUUUCAUUUACCUUGACUUCAAUGGAAAACUGUCUCUAGAUAGUUUUAAGAAAGAAGUUUUCAUCCGUAUUGCAAACCUUCACACCAGUAACCCCAUAGUUCAAGUGAAUGAUAGUGUUUUCAGGGGUAUCUUCGAACACUCAAUGGGGACGAAUUUAUUUUUCAAGACAUCUGUAGGUUCUUCACAAGUGUGUGAUGCAUUUAUGAAGAGGGGUCCUGUACUACUAGAUUGUGUUCUUGCAGAAUCGAAAGUUUUAAAUUUGAAGCAAGUAAAAAUACCCCCUCGAAAAGUAAAAAUUCCUAGAGAACUCAGCAAGAUUGAAUACAAUUUGGAUUGGGAUUACAACACUUUGCUCACCAAAUUUGCUGAUGGGUCUUUGAGAAUCCAAGAUAUAGUUAAAAAGGAAUUUCAUGACCAAGUGUUAGUGCAAGAAGAUAUAAUAGAAAAUGAAGAUGACAGUGAUGAAGAGGAAAUGGAUACUGUACAUGAGGAGGUUGUACAAGAGUUGCCACUGGAAGAGGAAUAUUUCACACAGAGUUCCAUAGAAAAACAGUUAGAGGAAGAAUAUGAAAAAUUGAAAAGUUUAGCUAUGAAACCAAUGAGGCAAGCCAUAUUGGAAGAAUGUGUAGAAAACUCUGAAAUGAAUGACAAAAAGGCAUAUGAAUAUCAUAAUCUUAAAUGUCAGGUAAGAUCUCAGGUUUUGAAGCCAUGUGACUUCUUUCGUCAGGAACCUGUAUCGAACAUUAAUAAUACUACACUCUCUAAUUGUGUAGAUAUUGAUCGUUGUGUAGUGUAUGGAUUACUGCCGAAAUGUUCACAUCAUCCUCGUGAGAUGAGUCAAGUUGAAAGAGAUAGAAUUCUCACUCUGGAAAAUUUUGAUAACUUAUCAAUCGCUGCAAGAUAUUAUGUUCUGAAUAAACAAGUAGAGGAUUUGGAAACAUAUAUAAAAACCCUACCUGAAACAGAAGCAUGUCAAGGAGAUGAAUAUGGUAGAACUCCUUUAGAAACUCUUGACAUUUAUAGACAACUUAGAGGAGAUGUUCGGAAGAGAAUAGAGGAUAUCAAAGUCAGCUUAGAAGAAGAAAAAGAAAAUGAUGAGGAUCGUGAAAAAAUGAUGGUAUUCGAAAAUCCGGUUGCCAAUUUCUCAAAGAAACGGCUAGGGGGCCCUAGCUGGGGACAAGCGGGCUCGGGAGCCGGAUUAGUGAGAGCUCUAGCGUUGGAAGAAAUAGGGGCUCUGAAACGGACUCUGGACUCGGUCGACGGUCCCGUGCAGGUUCAGGCACUGAGCCAGCACUGGCUAGAUCACUGGACUUGA